UGAACGGUUCGACGGACAGUAUUUUCUUAUUUUGCAUAAUUUUCUAGAUCUAUAUGCUAUAAAUAUUCAUAUAAAACGUUUUACAACCCCGAAUUUUAAAAAUUUGUGUAUUUAUUUUUCUCUCAAUUUCGGAAACGACAGAAAUAUGACGCUAAACCUGGCUUUAUAGGUUAGGAUUCGUGGUAAAAUUUAUUCACACCAAGAAAGGCUCGGAAUAUGGAAAAGAAGACUGGAUCAAGAUAUCCAAAACACUCGACAUGAUAAUAUGUUAAAUAGAUGAUUUUUCUAAAAAAUUGAGAAAAACGAAAGACGAAAAUGGAGCGAGGGAAAACUGGAACAGGUCGAGGUGCAAAGAGCAAAAUUGCUCACCAUCCUGCAGAUUUAUUUGCACUGGGGUCGAAAAGCAGUCGCAGUGACAGUACCGAUUCCAAAAGGCCUGGCGUUAUUCAUGGAAAAUCCGGACCUAGCAGUUCCAGUUCGGUCUCAGACCGAAAGAAGGAGGCACCCUCAGGAUCUCUGCAGUCGAUGAUACCGACGAAAAAGCAAAAAUUGUCGACUGCCGCUACACAUCAGCGUGUUCCACCAUCGAGCGCAGAAGCAUGGGAAGUGGUAGCAAUUGAUUGCGAUCCUCCUGAUUUAGUUCCAAUGGUCCUGGAAGCCAAUGACAACGACGAGGGUGACAAAGUCAUUGGCGUAAUAUGCGGUGCAAUAAAGAUCUUGAAAAAUCAAAGAUGGAAGCCCGAUACUUUGCUCUAUAUGGGGUUGAUGUAUUUGGCAAAAAUACGUCCUUCCAUCUUUUCGAAUGACUGCAUACUACACGCUUUGUCUUCCUUGUUGAAGCGAGAUCAGAGCCUCAAUUUCAAGAGCAAAGGAAAUCCGCUGGUUCCUGUUCUCGCUGCUAAUUUGCUCAUGAGGGGCUUCCACGACAAGAAAAACUGGCCCGAAGGAUUUAUCAAGCUUUAUAUCGAAGAUGCCCUCGGGGAUCGAGUUUGGGUCGACAAUGACGAGUGCAAAGGCUUCGUCGAAAACAUUUUAACCGGCUUCAACACCCGAAUUCCCCCAAAGAGUGCCUUACAGUUUGAGUUGAAUUUAUUAACGCCACGAGACAGUCACAGUCCCACGACGAUGGAAGAUGACGAAACGGGAGCUUCAUCGCUUCAGCUUCCAGGUGGAGAUAAAACCGAGUUUACAGUCGGUCCAAGAUACGCCCACUGCCUCGACAAUAUCGAACAAAUUGUCCUCGAGGUCGUGAAAGAGCAAUUAAAUCGUCGACAGCCGGAUUCAAUAACCAGGAACUUUCUGCGACUCCUAUCUACCACUUGCGGCUUCGUGGAAAUUCGAAAUAUUGUCGUAUCGAGGCUCGAAAUGUGGAUGCACAAUCCAAAAAUCUCGAAACCAGCUCAAGAACUUUUGGUCUACGUCUGCUACAAUUGCACUUCUCACACACAAAGGGACGUGGAAGUGAUCGGUCAGCUGGUGAAGAUGCGACUAAAAAGUAAAAGUGUGAUUAAUCUCUAUCUGAAUGGUGUCAAAGAGUUGAUUGGUUUGCAUCCAGAAAAUUUGUCAACAAUACUGAAACACACGAUUUAUAAUGAACUCUCGACAUCGAGGAAUCCCAAUAAUAUGCCUGUGCUCGGAGUUAUGUUUCAGUCGACUCCAGACGUAUCAGCGAAAUUACUCGCUGAAAUAUUCCAAGAUUUAUUGAUGAAUCGGGAGGAUUUUUUGCGCCCGCUGCGGACAUUGUUGAGAGAAAUAAUCCGUGUUUGUCGACAGGAUUUGAAUUUGAUUACUUUUGCGAAAACACUGAUGGCUGAGAGACAAGAUUUGGCGCAACAGUUGCGAACUUUUGAAUUUAAGGAUCGUGUUUUCACGUCGAUUAUGGAUUUGCUUAGUCUCUGCAUGUUCCUGGGAAUCAGUCCUCAGGUGAAAGAAGUUGCUGUCCAGGUUCAGCGCGGUGAUAAGAAGGAUGUGGCGAUUUUACAUCAGUUUCAGAAACUCGUGGCCACGAUUCAGCAUGAAACUGUACUUUGGCUGCAAGCAGCAGCACCCAAAUUGUACGGAAUUGGAAAAGAAAACUUGCUGCAUGCACUUCAAAAGAUUCUGCUGUUAGAACCAUCUGAUCAGUAUUAUAAACUGGACAACUGGCCUCCAGAACAGGACAGGGUAUUUUAUAUGAGACUUGUUUCUGAGAUUCCGUUACUCCAGUGCACGCUCAUGAAACUUCUCUGGGUCGGUCUCUCGAAAGAAAGUGGAAUCACGCACAUUGAGACAUUGGAGUUGGUUGAUCAGUUGAUUCGUAGAGCAGCCGGAAAUUCGACAGAAAGUCUUCCCACUUUGCAGGCUGAUAAUAUUAAUAUUAUCGAUUUAAUUUUCAAUCAUUGUACCUAUCAGGCACCUGAGUCGAUCAAUAUCCCCGUUGGCUAUCAUCCGCCAACCCUCGCGAUAUCAAAUCUCUACUGGAAGGGCUGGACAAUUCUCCUGAUUCUAGCAGCUCACAAUCCCACGACAAUCGGGGCCGAAGCCUGGAAUGGAUAUCCAAUUCUCCGAACCUUGAUGGAAAUGUGUAUCACCAAUCACUUCUCCUAUCCACCGCCGACAAUGGCUCUUCCAGAAAUCAUGGAACAAGAGCGCUCCAAGGAACUCCAAGUGGAAACUCUCGAAAAACACGAGAUUCUUGAGUAUGAAACGCACUUGGCAGCGGCAUCAACCAAAUGGCAGAUAUCCGAGCAAAACAGUUUGCUUCUCUCACAAGUUAUAACUAUGGAUCCGAAAGGCAUUGCCAGGAAGCCACCGCCCAUCAUUUUAGAACAGAUUCAAUCACUGAAUACGUCCCAUCGCCUUGGGCAUCUACUCUGUCGAUCAAGAAGGCCAGAUUUCCUCCUCGACAUCAUUCAACGCCAGCAGCAAAGUUCUUCUCAAAGUAUGCCGUGGCUUGCAGAUCUGGUCCAAAGCAGCGAAGGCUCAUUGAGUCAAUUACCGGUUCAAUGUCUCUGCGAGUUUCUUCUAUCUACCUCGACCCAGACUGCGGAAAAACAGCCGAGACAACAGCAGCUUCUCGCUCAUCUGCAAACUUUGCUCACCGAUCCAGGAGAGGACAAACUGCACGCUUACGAAGUACUUGAAUAUUUUCUGAGGAGAUUGAGUAGUCAGCAAACUGGUAGUCGCGUUCAGGCAAUCACUGGUUUGAAAAUGGUUCUUGAUUCAAUUCCUCUCGAGGAUGAACCUAUGGAAGUGGAGGGCAGAUCUGACAAUGAAGUCUGGCUUUUGCGAAAGCUUCCGUCGAUCCCACACUUUGAGACAGUUCGUUCUCUCGUUUCGACGGCUUUACGAGGAGCCUGUCAAGUCGAGAAUAAUCCCGAGUUAGUCCGGGUUUAUAUUCUCUAUCUCGCUGCUCAUACCGUUGAUGAUGAUCUUCCCGAUUUGAUUAAUCUCGCGAAUGAGAUCUCGCAACUUGUAGUUGAACGCGGCACAAUUUUGGCUGCGAUUCUACCUCAGCCGGACAACGAUACUCCCCAAUCGAGGCAGACACUUGAGGCCUUCAUGGAUAUAUUUUGGAACUAUCUGCAGAAAACUAGAGAACCGAGGGGAGAAGAUGAUCGAGAUUUCACCUGGUGUGAGAGUCAGGAUCUCAUCAAGGUUGAGUGGAAUAACCGGGAAUGUAUGAUGCACAUUCUCGUCGUGCAUGCGAUGAUCAUUCUUUUAGCUUACACUCCCUCCUACAAUGAAGGUAAAUUCAUGGAAUUGUUGAAUACCUGGUUUCCGGUCGAUGAACCUCCGCCGACCGCACGACUUCUGGACACUGGUGAACCGGCUUUAUUGAUUCCCGACUGGCUCAAACUGCGAAUGAUCAGGAGCAAUGUUCCGCGAUUAGUGGAUGCCGCUUUGGAGGGACUCGAUCCCACACAACUGGUGCUUUUCAUCCAGAGUUUUGGAAUUCCCGUUCCCGUGAUGACGCGGCUGUUGGAAUAUCUUGACGAGACUGUCCAGAGUGAUCCGGCCUCGGUGAAUGAAGUUGUUUUGGACAAGGUCUACAUGGCGCAGCUCGUCAACAUUCUGCACAUGCGAGGAGCCACUGGUGGACUAGUGUUUAUGCAAGUUUUGGAACUCCAGGUGCCGGAACUACCCGAAGAGAAUCCACUCGCGGUGGGAAAACUGGUGGAGGGUCUACCUCCGAGUGCAAUGGUUCAGAAGCAGUCAGUGAUUCAGUGCUCGGUGAAAACGGACGUGCCGCAUUUGAUUAAUCGGGUCUUCAUUGAACCCGUGCCCGCGAAUCAGAAGAUGGACGCGUUCAGGCGAUUGCACAAGACUCUUGUCAAGGAUUUACAGAAAUCGUCGAAGGAAAGUGGAUCUGUUAUUCUCGCAAUUCAACAUAUCCUGAGUGUUUUGAGUUCCAUGCAAGUGAAACAGUUUUUAGGCUCGUUGGUGAACUUGUCCAAGUUUUCUUGCACUCUGAUGCGAGUUUUACUCCUGCCGUUGAAGAAACCAUCGACGAUGAAGCAGGUGGUUGAUCUGGCGAGAAGCAUGUGUUUGAAUUUGAUUUCACUGAUUGGGGACGUGAAGGCGCCAAUUCUUCUCAUAUUGCGGGACUUUGCGAAUCUUCAAGUUUCCAAUGUUCCAAACAGGAAGGAACUGAUCAAUUUGACUCAUACGAGGGAUCCUGGCACUAUCUUGGAGAAUACGGAUUCGUUGAAUUUGGAGGAAGUGGGACGAAAAUUGCUGGACGUUUGUCUGAAGCAGCAGAAAAAUGAUAUCUUGGUGGAGGCGAUGGUGAAACUUUUGAUCUCGGACAGUAAUGAGGGGAAUGUCAAGCCGAGAACGGGAUUGCUGCUUGAUUGGCUGGCUUCUGUCGAGCCAGAAUUAAUUGGAACUUGUCGGAAUUUGCAGAUGACGCUUCUUUUUGGAAAGACGAAAAUGAAUAUUAAAAUUGACGAGAAUAUUGUUGUUCUGCACUCAUGCAGACCGUAUUUGCUUACGCUUCUUACCCACCGAGCCAGCUGGACGACUUUGCACAAGUGUGUGAGACAUCUUCUGGAGAAAUGCGAUGAGGCAUAUGAUCCCACAGCUGUCUUAGAUUUCCUCUGGGCUCUGACUUGCAACCCAAAACUCUGGCAGGGUCGUGAUAAAUUCACGCCAAAGCAUUACGUUCCAGAAGAUGUUUUGCUAUUGAGCGAAAAGCAACUUUUGAAUCUCGUCGCUUAUCUCGUUGAAGAAGCAAUUAAUAUUUGCAACCAAGAAAGCAGAAACGCAGCUCUCACUCGAAUGGAAUCGAGACUUGAACUUCUUCUUCACUGUCUUUCAACAGAAGAUCAAUUCAUUUCCAGUGUCGUUAGCUACUUGGCAGAAAAAAUGAUGAGCACUGAUAACAAAGUUCAUUCCGACAUGGCACAUCAGUUUCUCCUUCACCUUUACAUGAAAAUUCCAAAAGUCAUCUGCUAUCUUAACUCGUAUCAAGCGAAAAAAUUCGUCGACGGGGCCAGACUCACAGACUGGACUGGCUCAGUUUUGGAUUGUAUGAGCCAUUCUCUUUUAACCGCUCUGGCAGCCACUCCUCGACAAAAAUCCUGGCACUCGAAAUCCCAGGAGUUUGAACUCUGUGCGAGAAAAAUGGCAACAGUUCAUCCAAUCCUGGUUCUAAGACAACUGCCUAUGCUCGCCUCUUCUCUGACUGGCAGAACGUACCUCGAUUUCUCACAGUUUCGAUCCCAACACCAUUUAAACCUUUUCGUUCAAGUUAUGGGAUUGCUAGAAUUGCUGCAGCCUCAUCUUUUCAAUGAGGAACACAGAUCGGCUCUAGAAGACACUCUGGAAAAUUAUUUCCAGUGUUUCCAGCAUUACACUCCUUUCAAGGAACUUAUCCCGCUCUUUAAUCGGUUCGUGGCAUUGCUACAGGCCUACAUUUUACAUGGAGGCCAGAGAGCUUUGAAAUAUCUGCAGAAACACGCACAUGUUCUUUACGAUUUGCAAGCACGUCCAGCACUCAGUAGCUUGCGAACUUUGAUGUCGGGGAUUCCAGUCCCAAGAGAAGGCGACGAGGGAGACGAUACACUUAUUGUGGUCGCUCCUACUCCUCCUGCCCCAGAACCUCUGAUUCUACAACAAUUUUCGACUUCCCUUUCAACGCUCAGGAAACUUCACGGAGAUGACGUUCUUAGUGUUUUACACGAAAUCGAAAGCGCUUCUUCUCGCAAGCCAGCGAUUUUGGAGCCAAUAAUCGAUAAUAUUGCCGAUUUGCUCGUCUCGCCUCAAGGAAAUAUAAGAUCAAUGGCUCACAAUUUAAUAGCGCGAGUUUUGAAGCACAGACCUAGUCCUAAUUUGCACAUCUUGGCUGCUUUUCAAAGAUGUUUGGACAGUCCUCGAGCCGAUGUUCUCAUGUCAGCUUUGGACAGACUUCCGGAUAUUGUUCUUUGCAUGCAAGAACACGCUCUACCUCUUAUGCAGAAGGUGUUCGAGCUUGGUGUAAAUUCUAAUGUAAAUACAACCUCAUACAUUAACAAGAGCAUUGCUCUUUUGAAUACACAGCAAGGCUGUUAGAUUUAAAGUGUUGGAUUACCCCAGAGUUUUAUCCCAGAGUGUUUUUCCUGAGAUUUUCCCCUCAGUUUCAGCUUUCAGGUUCAUCUUUCAUCAUUGGU
Belonocnema kinseyi is the source of this 6629-nucleotide messenger RNA. RefSeq names its product integrator complex subunit 1 (gene IntS1). Gene Ontology annotation, biological process: U2 snRNA 3'-end processing. Gene Ontology annotation, cellular component: integrator complex. The transcript has 12 exons. The coding region runs from base 316 to 6531 and encodes 2071 amino acids. The record is from RefSeq and is a predicted model, not a curated record. NCBI's taxonomy places the organism in Eukaryota, Metazoa, Arthropoda, Insecta, Hymenoptera, Cynipidae.